AUGCCCACCCUUCUUCGGACAUUGCUUUUCGUGCUCUCUGCCUGUGCUCAAAGCCAUGCACUAACGCUGACUCUGACUGGGGACCGUUUUCCCGUCGGCAACAUCGUUCUUGUCCAAUGGUCACGCGACGCUAGCGACCCCCAGUCGUUUGGCGUCAUGCAACGAAGUUUGCAAACCGACAGUGUUCUUGCGGUCACCCCUAUAGCAAACCCCAGCGGCGAGAGCAGUGGGACGGUUGGAGUAGUCUUCAGGACGGCUGGCCAAGUGUUGCUCGCGCCGAUCUCCCAGCUAUCACUCUCGCCUGGAGACACUAUCACUCAGCUAGAAGCGGGGAAGCAGCUGACAAUCGUCGAUUCGGGCUCUGGUAACUCGGACCACCAGGAUUCGAAGCCGGGGCCUCCACCAGAGGAAACGACGACGGAAAAGAGGCCGCCAACAACGACAACGACGUUGUUGGUCACGACGACAACAACAACCAAAAAUACCUUAAGUGCUAUUCCGACAUCUAACACGGGUGCAGCUGGCACAGCUGGAAAUGAAAAUACGACCCUCAUAGAUGGCAUAGUCACCGACACUAAAUCGACGACGACUUCAAAUCGCGGCUUAUUCAACUCCUUCGUUCUUUCUGUAAUCCCCGAAGCCUCGACCACCCGAAGCAACUCUCUCCCCGCCUUCAAAACUCUCCCUGCAUCACCAUCUUCUUCACCCAGCAAUGAAUCUCCUUCCACGGAGUCCAAUUCAAAUGCCACAUCUGGUUCGAACACUACAGGUCGCAAUCGGGGGCUUAUUGGACUUGCUGUCAUCUUGUCCCUCGUUUUUGCCGCCCUUGUCGGUCUCUUCAUCCUUCGCUUUAUUCUUCGCCGUCGCCGGGAAGCCCAGCGAGCUGCCCGCAUGUCGCGUUUUGGCGGGUGGAACACAAGCGAUCCAUAUACCAGCCCGAAUCGGGGCAGUUGGAGUAGUAGUGGCGGCGGAAGCAGACGAGAACGGGCGACGAUUGCGUCGUUUGGCUUUGGGACAAGCAGUGGCCAAAUCCAAACACAAAUGACCCAAGUUUCGCAACCAGAAACAACGUAUGGGCAUCGGCCUAUGGACUCCGGCGCGUGGUUCUACACGGACAACGCUCCUCUCCAACUUGGGCCAGGAGAACUUGCCAGUCCAGGCCGGGGACCUGCAUUCGACACAGGCUUUGCAGGAGGCGAAGGGCAGGGGGCCUAUGCCUGGGAUGCCGCCCCAGGUCAUCGAUGA
Molecule: messenger RNA, 1245 nt
Organism: Mycena indigotica
Lineage: Eukaryota; Fungi; Basidiomycota; Agaricomycetes; Agaricales; Mycenaceae
Exons: 7
Coding region: 1-1245 (414 amino acids)
Source: RefSeq, a predicted model, not a curated record